AUGACCCAAACACUUGACCGUAACUCGAUUAACAGGAAACCGAUUACACAUGCGCCGCCAAUCGUCAAGCUCAUGCUGAAUACAACUUCAAGCCUUGAACUCACCAAUGCAAAUUUGAAAUACGUUCCUAGGACUAUGAAAGUGGAUUUCCAACUUCCUUCCAACACUGAUGAGUGUCCAUUCACCGUCCAGCCGUCAAAACUAGAACCCAUUUUUCAACCUUAUAGGUUUUAA
Messenger RNA from Sclerotinia sclerotiorum 1980 UF-70, 234 nucleotides. RefSeq lists its product with no specific name. The transcript is spliced from 2 exons. Lineage: Eukaryota; Fungi; Ascomycota; Leotiomycetes; Helotiales; Sclerotiniaceae. Bases 1 to 234 code for a protein of 77 amino acids. The record is from RefSeq and is a predicted model, not a curated record.